Messenger RNA from Scomber japonicus (chub mackerel), 3165 nucleotides. It is a transcript of the gene ptena, whose product is annotated as phosphatase and tensin homolog A. Gene Ontology annotation, biological process: regulation of phosphatidylinositol 3-kinase/protein kinase B signal transduction; protein dephosphorylation; negative regulation of cell population proliferation. NCBI's taxonomy places the organism in Eukaryota, Metazoa, Chordata, Actinopteri, Scombriformes, Scombridae. Bases 938 to 2200 code for a protein of 420 amino acids. Gene Ontology annotation, molecular function: inositol-1,3,4,5-tetrakisphosphate 3-phosphatase activity; phosphatidylinositol-3,4,5-trisphosphate 3-phosphatase activity; phosphatidylinositol-3,4-bisphosphate 3-phosphatase activity. The record is from RefSeq and is a predicted model, not a curated record. The transcript is spliced from 9 exons. Gene Ontology annotation, cellular component: nucleus; cytosol; cell projection.
AACUCCAUUGUUGCACUUUUACGGAUAAAACUACUACACGCUUCAAACUAGCUCGUCGUCUAACAUUUAAUAUAAACACUUUGGAUAUUAUUAGUGGAUUAUGGAGAUCGCCUGCGAUUUUUUUUUCUCAAUUAAAACGUGGGACUAGACGGUGAAGGCGGUGGGAUAUUAGUUUUUUUAAAAUCCCAGCCUGCUCUACCUUCUUUUUUUCCUACGGUUGGAGGCCAUGAUGGCAACCUGAGUUCAGCUGGAGCAGCGGAGCCAGAAAAAAGAAGAUGAUUCCCCGGGACCGAGCUGUCAAACCAACCCCUGAACACUCCUGAGCUUUGUAUAGUCUAUAUACAUUCACGGUGGAGCCUGUCACCUUUCUCUUCUCAGAUGUGUUCUUGGCAAUCAGUCGAUGACAAUGUUGACUCGUUAGGAGGCUUUUGGCUCGGAGAAGGAGGCAGCGUUAGCCACUAGCUGCCGAGCUAGUUAGCUAGCGAGCUAGCUGCGUCUGAGUGACUGGAUACGGGUUUUUUUUUUUUUUUUCGGGAACCGGUGACUUCUCUCUCUCCUCUUCGCUGUCAAUCGCGGCGGCUUGCGGUUGAGCCACCGAGCUUGCACCGAGUCUGGCAUCUUAAAAGGUUUAUUUCUCUCUCUCUCUGUGUGUGUGAGGACAACUGCAUGUGUUUUAUUCGUGGGGGUUUGUUCGCCAAGACGAAUUGCAGGAUUGGGGGAAAGUCGGGGCCUGCACGGAGGAACAGAGCAAGGCCCGUCUUUAUGAUCCAGAGGAAGCCUAUCUAAUCCUACCCGACAGCCAACGCUAGCUCUGCGGGCUAGCUCGUCUCUGCAGACCCUCUUGGACCGCGACACACAUACACACACACACACAGGACUUAGAAAAACCUGUUUUCAUCAUUUACCUCCUUUUUAUAGACUCCUGUCACCUGCUGCGAUGGCUGCGAUUAUAAAAGAAAUGGUCAGCCGGAACAAAAGGAGAUAUCAAGAGGAUGGCUUCGACCUGGACUUAACGUAUAUCUACCCAAACAUAAUUGCUAUGGGCUUUCCAGCAGAGAGACUCGAAGGGGUGUACAGAAACAAUAUAGACGAUGUAGUACGGUUCUUGGACUCCAAGCAUAAAAACCAUUACAAAAUCUACAACCUCUGCGCAGAAAGACACUACGAUGCUGCCAAAUUUAACUGCAGAGUUGCACAGUACCCCUUCGAAGACCACAACCCUCCUCAGCUGGAGCUAAUUAAGCCGUUUUGUGAAGACCUGGACCAGUGGCUCAGCGAGGAUGACAAUCACGUGGCGGCCAUCCACUGUAAGGCGGGGAAGGGCCGCACUGGAGUCAUGAUCUGCGCCUAUCUCCUCCAUCGCGGCAAAUUCCUGGAGGCCCAAGAAGCGCUUGACUUUUAUGGUGAAGUCAGGACAAGGGACAAGAAGGGAGUAACGAUCCCGAGCCAGCGCCGCUACGUCUACUACUACAGCCACCUACUGAAGAACCAGCUAGAGUACAAGCCGGUGGCGCUCCUCUUCCACAAAAUGGUGUUCGAGACUCUCCCGAUGUUCAGCGGGGGCACCUGCAAUCCCCAGUUUGUGGUGUACCAGCUGAAAGUGAAGAUCCACACGUCGAACCCCACUCACACGCGGCGCGAGGACAAGCACAUGUUUUUCGAAUUCCCCCAGCCGCUGCCCGUUUGUGGAGACAUCAAAGUGGAGUUCUUCCAUAAACAGAAUAAGAUGAUGAAGAAGGACAAAAUGUUCCACUUCUGGGUGAACACCUUCUUCAUCCCUGGACCAGAGGAGAGCGGGGACAAGAUGGAGAACGGGGCAGUGAACAACGUGGAGAGCCAGCAGGGGGGACCGGGCCAGGGCCAGCCGCAGAGCGCCGAGAGCAGGGACAGCUGCAGGGAAAGUGGCAGGGACAGCGACAGGGACAGGGACUACCUCAUCCUGACGCUCACUAAGAAUGAUUUGGACAAGGCCAACAAAGAUAAAGCGAACCGCUACUUCUCGCCAAACUUCAAAGUGAAGUUAUAUUUCACAAAAACCGUGGAGGAGCCUUCAAAUUCAGAGGCAAGCACUUCAACAUCCGUCACCCCGGACGUUAGCGACAAUGAGCCAGACCAUUAUCGAUACUCUGACACCACUGACUCUGAUCCGGAAAAUGAACCUUUUGAUGAAGAGCAGCACACGCAAAUCACGAAAGUGUGAACUCUUUUUAAACAGGAAAAGAAGAAAAUUAUACACCAGAAAAAAAGGAGAAAACUUGAAUAUAAACUCAAAAGAAGAACGUUUGUCCCUUCCCUCCCCCAGACGGCAAUAGAAUUAUCAUCAUGUCAAAUGCCAAUUUUAGGGAAAAAAAAGAUAAAUAUCUUGACCAAUAUAUUGUUUUUUUUUUUUGUUUGUUUUUUUCUUUUUUUUCUUUUUUUUUUCUUUGGCACGGCCAUGUACCAUGUGCAAGGUAUUGACACUGUUGCCCCAUGGGAAAAGGUGCUGUAGCUAUAAAAAUGUUUUUAUAUAUUUAUAUAUAUAUACACAUACGUAUAUGUAUAUACAUAUAUACAUGCAUAUAUAAACAAACUUUUUUGUGUCAAAGACAAUGGAAAGAUUACCACAAUCAGGAGACGGGAGUUGAAGUGUGGGAGAAGUUUGAAUGAUAUACUAGGACUAUGCUGCUCCUUCUCCUGUCUAAACCAAGGCCAGUGCUGCAGUCACUUUGUUUCACUCCCUCUCUACUCCUCCUCCUCCCCUGCUCCUCUCAUCUUUUACUCUUCCCUCCCCUCCAUCCUAUCCUCCUUCCUAUCCUCCUUUACUGUGAAUGCUUCUUGUGCUCUUUGCAGGCUGUCUCACGUGACUUUUGGCCUUUGUGCAGUGCAAACUGCAUGCGGGCAGUGGGUUGGGGGUGGGCGGGGUUAUGAAGAGGCUGUGAUGUCUAAGCAUUGCCAUUCCUGUUCCCCACUGUGUAUACGUUAAAUUAUGCAGAACAAGGCAUCCCAUGUAAUUGUUAAUGUUUUUUUUUAUCCUAAGAUAAUAAAAAUAUAAUACACAAAACAGCAGGGAGACAAGUGUUUGCAAUAAUGUCAACACUACAUUUACAGGACAAUGGUGAUUUGCAUGUAUUGGAAUUGGCGUCCAUCCCUAAUAAAUGUAUGCAAUGUUGUCUUUUCUUAAAGAAA